Molecule: messenger RNA, 8571 nt
Organism: Nycticebus coucang (slow loris)
Lineage: Eukaryota; Metazoa; Chordata; Mammalia; Primates; Lorisidae
Gene: BMP2K
Product: BMP2 inducible kinase
Exons: 16
Coding region: 505-3888 (1127 amino acids)
Biological process (GO): protein phosphorylation
Molecular function (GO): protein kinase activity; ATP binding
Source: RefSeq, a predicted model, not a curated record
GAGGCGCCCGGCCUCAGUCAGCGGUUCAGCGGCGCCGCACCGCCAACGGCGGCGAGUGGCGGGCGGCGCGGGUCGGGCGGGGGCUGCGGCGCGGCGGCCAGCGGUCCUGAGGGUUUGGCCCGAGAGGUCCAGUCUGCUCCCCGGAGGGCCCGGCCGCCCCGCCUCCCCCCCACCCACACCCUCCCAGCGCUCGGCAGGCGGCGGGCGCUCCGGGCACUGGCGGCGGCUGCGGCGUCACCCCCUCACUCGGGCCCGCCCCCUGGAGCCCCGCCCCGGCCCCGCCCUCCCGCCGCCCUCUGCGGGAGCCCGGCAGCUGCAGCCGAGCGGAGCGGGCGGCGGGCUCGGGGCGCGCGGAAUGUGAGGCUCGGCGGGCCGCGGUGCGCACCGACGCUCGGACCGGCGAGGGGCGCAGAACCCUCGCUGUCGCCCGGCGCCCCGGCCGGGGACUCGCCCUCUGGCUCGCCCUUGCGCGCUCCUCGCGCCCUCCAGCGCGCCGGCGGGACCAUGAAGAAGUUCUCGCGGAUGCCCAGAUCGGAGGGCGGCAGCGGCGGCGGACCGGCGGGUGGCGGGGCCGGCGGGGUCGGCGCGGGCUCUGGCUCCGGCAGCUCGUCCGUGGGGGUCCGGGUGUUCGCGGUCGGCCGCUACCAGGUCACCCUGGAGGAGUCACUGGCCGAAGGUGGAUUCUCCACAGUUUUCCUGGUGCGGACUCACGGUGGAAUUCGAUGUGCAUUGAAGCGAAUGUAUGUCAAUAACGUGUCAGACCUUAACAUUUGUAAAAGGGAAAUCACAAUUAUGAAAGAGCUAUCUGGUCACAAAAACAUCGUGGGUUAUUUGGACUGUGCUGUUAAUUCAAUUAGUGAUAAUGUGUGGGAAGUGCUUAUUUUAAUGGAAUAUUGUCGAGCUGGGCAGGUAGUGAAUCAGAUGAAUAAGAAGCUGCAGACAGGUUUUACAGAAUCAGAAGUGUUGCAGAUAUUCUGUGAUACCUGUGAAGCUGUUGCAAGGUUGCAUCAGUGUAAGACUCCGAUAAUCCACCGGGAUCUGAAGGUAGAAAAUAUUUUGUUGAAUGAUAGUGGAAACUAUGUACUUUGUGACUUUGGCAGUGCCACUAAUAAAUUUCUUAACCCUCAAAAAGAUGGAGUUAAUAUAGUAGAAGAAGAAAUUAAAAAGUAUACAACUCUGUCAUACAGAGCCCCUGAAAUGAUCAACCUUUAUGGAGGGAAACCCAUCACCACCAAGGCUGAUAUCUGGGCACUGGGAUGCUUACUCUAUAAACUUUGUUUCUUCACGCUUCCUUUUGGUGAGAGUCAAGUUGCCAUCUGUGAUGGCAGCUUUACCAUCCCAGACAGUUCUUGUUACUCCCAUAACAUGCGCUGCUUGAUAAGGUUCAUGCUUGAACCAGACCCAGAACGUAGACCUGAUAUAUUUCAAGUGUCACAUUUUGCAUUUAAAUUUGCCAAAAAGGAUUGUCCAGUCUCCAACAUCAAUAAUUCUUCUAUUCCUUCAGCUCUUCCUGAACCCAUGACUGCUAGUGAAGCAGCUGCUAGGAAAAGCCAGAUAAAAGCCAGAAUAACAGAUACCAUUGGACCAACAGAAACCUCAAUUGCACCAAGACAAAGACCAAAGGCCAACUCCACUGCUGCCACUCCCAGUGUGCUGACCAUUCAGAGUUCAGCAACACCUGUGAAAGUCCCUGUUCCUGGUGACUUAGGUAACCACAGACCUAAAGGGGCACUAAGACCUGGAAAUGGCCCUGAAGUUCUCCUGGGUCCAGGCCCGCCUCAGCAGCACAGGGUCCUGCAGCAGCUGCAGCAGGGGGACUGGAGGCUACAGCAGCUGCACUCCCAGCAGCACCCGCAGCAGCAGCAGCUACUUCCAGAUGCCUACGUGCAGCAGUACCAACAUGCAAUGCAGCAGCAGCAGCAGCAGAUGCUUCAGCAGCAGUUUUUAAUGCAGUCUGUGUAUCAGCCGCAAUCUUCUACAUCACAGUAUCCUACAAUGAUCCAGCAGUACCAGCAGGCUUUCUUGCAGCAGCAGUUGCUAGCUCAGCAUCAGCAGCCUCAGCAACAGCCCUCGCCGGAAUAUCUCACCUCCCCUCAGGAGUUCUCACCAGUCUUAGUUUCCUACACUUCGGCACUUCCGGCUCAGGGUGGAACCAUCAUGGACUCCUCCUAUGGUGUCAGUAGGCCAGUUGCUGAUAAAGAGGCUGUUGCAAAUUUUACAAAUCAGAAGAAUAUCAGUAAUCCACCCGACAUGUCAGGGUGGAAUCCUUUUGGAGAGGAUAAUUUCUCCAAGUUAACCGAGGAGGAACUGUUGGACAGAGAAUUUGACCUUCUAAGAUCAAACAGGCUCGAGGAGAGAGCAUCCUCAGAUAAGAAUGUAGACCCACUUUCUGCUCCACAUAAUCAGCCUCCAGAAGACCCCUUUGGUUCUGUUCCUUUCAUUUCUCACUCAGGUUCUCCUGAAAAGAAAGUUGAACAUUCAUCCUUGAAUCAAGAAAACAGCACUGCAAAACAUACCAAGAAUGGAAGGGAAAGUGCAGUAUCUAAAGAUCAGCAGACUAGGAAGAAACCCUCGGAGAAUUCAUCAGGACGGGGUCACAUUCAGAAGAAGAAGGAUGAAUCUGAGAGUGAUUUUGAAUCAGAUCCUCCUUCUCCUAAGAGCAGUGAAGAGGAAGAGCAAGAGGAUGAAGAAAUUCUUCAGGGAGAACAAGGAGAUUUUAAUGAUGAUGAUACUGAACCAGAAAAUCUGGGUCACAGGCCUCUGCUCAUGGAUUCCGAGGACGAGGAAGACGAGAAACACAGCUCUGAUUCGGAUUAUGAGCAGGCGAAAGCAAAGUACAGUGACGCGAGACCUGUCUACAGGGACACCCCUGGCAGUGGACCAACCCAGGAUCCCAGGACAACACUCCUCACCCCAACACCCUUGCCCUCUGAUGUUGGGGUAGAGACUCCCAGACAAGAGGAGUUUGAUGUGUUUGGCGCCGUCCCCUUCUUCGCAGUGCAUGCUCAACUGUCCCAGCAGGGAGAGAAUGAAAAGAAUCUUCCUCCACAGAGGUUUCCCGCCAUGGGACUUGAGCAAGAAGAGUUUGAUGUGUUCACAAAGGCCCCCUUUAGCAGGAAGGUGGACGUGCUGGACUGCCGUGCGGGGGGCUCGGAGGCACGUACAAUCCCUAGUUGUCCCAAAAGUGUAGACAUAUUUGGCUCCACUCCAUUUCAGCCCUUUCCCACGUCAACACGUAAAAGUGAAAGCAGUGAGGACCUUUUUGGUCUUGUGCCCUUUGAAGAAAUAACUGGGAAUCAGCAGCAAAAAGUCAAACAGCGCAGCUUACAGAAGCUGUCCUCUCGCCAGAGGCGCACGAAGCAAGACACGUCCAAGAGCAACGGGAAGCGGCAUCACGGCACGCCAACCAGCGCGAAGAAGGCUCUGAAGCCGGCCUACCGCACUCCCGAGAGGGCGCGCAGGCACAAGAGGGUGGGCCGCCGAGACUCUCAAAGCAGCAACGAAUUUUUAACCAUCUCGGACUCCAAGGAGAACAUUAGCGUUGCGCUGACUGAUGGGAAAGACAGAGGGAAUGUUCUACAACCCGAGGAGAGUCUGUUGGAUCCCUUUGGCGCCAAGCCCUUCCAUCCGCCAGACCUGCCACGGCACCCUUCCCUUCAGGGCCUGAGUGACAUCCGUGCGGAUCACAACACUGUCCUGCCUGGCCGGCCGAGACAGAAUUCACUACAUGGGUCAUUCCAUAGUACAGAUGCAUUGAAAAUGGAUGAUUUUGGUGCCGUGCCCUUUACAGAACUUGUGGUGCAAAGCAUCACUCCACAUCAGUCCCAACAGUCCCAACCAGUUGAAUUAGACCCAUUUGGUGCUGCUCCAUUUCCUUCUAAACAGUAGAUACUUCUGACGGAUUCUUGGCAUUAACUCCUGUUUCAAAAAAGUAUGAAUAGUUUUAUGAAUUUGAAAGAAAUUUUAUUUGUAUAGCUCUUUAUAUUGUUCAUUCUUAAACGUCAAUCAGAAUAGGUGAUUUUAAAAUAAACCAAAUAGAAAAAGGAAGUAUCUCUACAGGGUAGUAACUCGAUGCCUUUUCCAAGCAGGAGAAAGGGGAGCUCAAAUGCCAACUCGGACCCAGGGUUUCUGCUGCUGACAUCACAGCGCAGAAAUCCAGGAGCCUGAGAGCACACGGCACCUUUCUAGGGCUGUAGCCAGAGAAGGGGCAGGAAAACUACUGUUGCUUUUGAUACUGGAGCGUCACUUUUGGGUCCAGGCUCAUUCUACAUCUACAUUUAAAACUAGGGUUAUUUGUACACAGCACAGGUUGUGUUUGUGAAUUUUUUUUAAGGUCUCUUCUAACAUCCACACAGUCAAAAACAAUCUAGUUCUCUUAAAGAAUUGGAAAAUUAUUUUCUGCAGUGUACAGAGAUUUCAGUCAGUACACCUUUCUCUACAAAGCAGAGCCAGAGGGCGGCGCCUGUGGCUCAGUCGGUAGGGUGCCGGCCCCAUGUGCCGAGGGUGGCGGGUUCAAACCCAGCCCCAGCCAAACUGCAACAAAAAAAUAGCCGUGCGUUGUGGCGGGUGCCUGUAGUCCCAGCUGCUCGGGAGGCUGAGGCAAGAGAAUCGCCUAAGCCCAAGAGUUAGAGGUUGCUGUGAGCCGUGUGACGCCACGGCACUCUACCGAGGGCGGUACAGUGAGACUCUGUCUCUACCAAAAAACAAAAAAAAACAAAAAAAAAACAAAGCAGAGCCAGAAGUAACUGACUAUUGUGCCUAAAACUUUUCAUUUUUAAAAACAAGUGCCAUUAAUAUGUAAUAUCUAAUGAUAAGUAUAUGAGAUAAUGCAUAUAUUAGUUCCAUUUAGCCAUCCUCAUGUAUACGUAUUUCCAAACAUGCUGUACGUGAUAAACACAUGCAAUUUUUGUCAGUUAAAACAAAUCUAAAAAAAAUAGAAUGACUACAUAGAAGCCUAGAACAAAACAUAAUGACUUUUUAAAAAUGUAAAAGAAAAAAAAUAUGGAAGAAAAAAAUUCAGUAUUUUAGAAACUUUAUGCUCUGGUUGUGAAUGGCUUCUUGUCCAAAAUUUUUAUUAACAUCCCUAAUAAAGCAGAUAAUUAGAAAAAUGGGAGUGAGGACAAGGGUAAGAAAUUUUUUUUCAGGAGAAAAGCAUGUAGCUGAAACCCUGAAAUGUAAUACAUUUUGUGAAAUCAUGUUGUGUUUAAUAAUGUACCUAUUAAAUCUCCACCUUCACCACAUACUCCCCAAUUCGUAACAAGUUAUUUUAAUUUUUAUUAGGUGUGGAGGGUGGAGUAGUGUUAAUAAAGUACACAGAACAGUGAAACCCACAAAGCCUUAGAGGCAGGACUCAUGCAUCUUGGGGCAAGUUCCCCUGGCCUGGUAUGCCGGGUCUGAGCGCAGAUGUGAGGGGCUGUGCCAUGAAGGCCGCCAUCUCGCCCCUGCUAGCUGAAUGUCUGUACCGAAAAGAAUCCAGCUGCCAAAUUGCCUUUCUCUUUUAAAUACCACAAAUCCUAAUUACAAACUUGAGAUUUUAUAGAAAUUGUGUGUUAUGAUAAACAUAACAUAUGAAUUAAUGUGAAUAAAUUUUCUGUGUGUCCUGUGUCUAUAUUUUAGGUUAAAAUCAACUGUCCUUUGCUAUCAGAUUAACAUUUGGAAGUUUCUAGGUCUGUUAAAGCAAUUUACAAAAAGGGGCAGAAACUUUUAUCAUCUGGCAUUCUUUUUAAUUGUUAUAUUUUAAAUUAACUUUUUUAACGCGUAUUUUAUUAGUAGUCUCAUUAGAAUCUCUUAAUCCUAGUGCCCCAGUGGGAUAAGCUAUUUGCCUAUUUCAUAGUUCAGAAUUUGGAAAGAAGCAAAGUGUCUAUAACUAAACUAUUCUUAAUGCUUUUAAUUUUACACGCUAAAUAUGAUAUAAAUUGGAAGCAAUAUGUGAAUUACAGUGUAGCAGAGGCAGACAAAGCAUUACAUUACAACUUGGAGUUAUACUUUCAUUAGGUGAACUGCACCAAUUACUUAUCCUUGUGCCAAAGGCAGAUCCUACGUUUGCACCUUUUUCUUUGUGAUGCUCAGGUUGGUUGAUACUGCUAAUGCAAAUGUUUGCGUCCAUGUUCCUCUUAAAACUUUACAAAAUAGGUGCAAGUGAUUCUUUUAAAAGUGAAGAGUUUAUUACACGUAGUAAAUUCACAAACUACAGUAGGUUUGUAUCAGACAGAAAAAUUUACUUUUUAAAGCAAAUCUUGUUUUCUGAUAUGUACAGAAUGUUUUUCUGAUUUUUUAGUCCUUGGUCUUUGCCAGAGCUCAUGAGUUUCAUCAUUUACAAGGGGUAAUGGAUGAACUAAUAUGGUCUCCUCUGGAUAUACACGUGAAAUGCCUAGAGUUUUACAAUACACUGAAUAAUGCUAAAUGAUUCAGACACUGAUGUAGACCUUUUGGCUUACAAAGUUAGAUAAAUUCUUAAAAAACAACCAACGGAUUUUCCUUUUUCUCGAUUGUAGCUCAGAGGAAAGACUUGGAUUCAACUGGGAUUGUGUUGAAGUAGAGGCGUUUUCCCAAGGAGGAUAGACUCACAUUUUCUGUUUUCAAUCAUUGCCUCCCACCAUCAUGGUCAAGGUGUUGGUUACUGCACACAAGGGACAGGAAGGGGAUUCUCUUAUGAGUAUUAUGAGAACAAAGCUCCCCAGGCCUGUGAAGGCACUGAGCACAGCCCAUGGCACACAGCACUCAGUAACAUUUGGCUCUAUUAUGGAAUGGUCCAAUUUUGGAUCAAGGAAAAGUUGAAAAAAUUAUUUUCGUAAUAUUUGGUGUCCCCUGUGCUUCAUUACAAUAUAGUCAUAGCUCUAAACCUGUUACACUUGAACAUCACUAAGGGAAGUAAAAUAUUAUGAAGGUAGCAAAAAUCUGAGGCCAAAGUUGUUUCCUAACAGCUUUAAUAAUGCUUGCUGACUUUACAUAAUUUAAAAAAUGGACCAUUUGCUUAAUUAUUUCAAUAUUUUUACUUCAGUAAAAUGUUAGUAUCAAAAAGAUCAGCUUUUUGUGGCACUGAAGAAUGUAUUUGCUAAGACACAAAAAUUGGUUGGUAUAUAAUAGAUACAUGAAGUGGAUGAGGAAAGGUGAUAGGAUGGAUGAAAAUUUAACUGGCUAGAAUAUUUAUUUGGAAGUGUAAUUCUCUCCCCAAUACCCCACUUGCUGUGUAUGUGUGUAUUUGGGCAUAGUCAGGAAAUUAUGUGGAUUUGCAGAUAGACACAGCUUGCUGUGCUGCCCUGUCCGUUGCUGAACUGUGCAGCCUGUUGUCUUCGUGGAGGACACGAAGGUGGGCCACUCUGCUGUGCUGACCUGCACCAGGCAGAGCGGUCUCUCACUGUGCUGACCUGCACCAGGCAGAGCGGUCUCUCACUGUGCUGACCUGCACCAGGCAGAGCGGUCUCUCACUGUGCUGACCUGCACCAGGCAGAGCGGUCUCUCACUGUGCUGACCUGCACCAGGCAGAGCGGUCUCUCACUGUGCUGACCUGCACCAGGCAGAGCGGUCUCUCACUGUGCUGACCUGCACCAGGCAGAGCGGUCUCUCACUGUGCUGACCUGCACCAGGCAGAGCGGUCUCUCACUGUGCUGACCUGCACCAGGCAGAGCGGUCUCUCACUGUGCUGACCUGCACCAGGCAGAGCGGUCUCUCACUGUGCUGACCUGCACCAGGCAGAGCGGUCUCUCACUGUGCUGACCUGCACCAGGCAGAGCGGUCUCUCACUGUGCUGACCUGCACCAGGCAGAGCGGUCUCUCACUGUGCUGACCUGCACCAGGCAGAGCGGUCUCUCACUGUGCUGACCUGCACCAGGCAGAGUGGUCUCUCACUGUGCAGUUUCUCUGCUUGGUUUCUUUCAGGUUUUGGUACUUCAUGCAACCACUGUUAGGAGGUACAAGUAUUUUUAAUAUCACUAUUUCUGAAGAGUUUGGGUACAUUUACUUUAAUAAAUAUUUAGAACGUGCAGUGAACUUUUUCUACUUUUUAGCACAAGUCUUUUAUCACUUUAGGUCCAAUUAUUGAGUUGACAGUCUACUGUGAGAAUAAGAUGACUUAUCUACUGUGAGAAUAACAUAAAUGAAUAGUUUAUUUGAAAAGUUUUAUACUCAGUGGUGUUUUAUAUAUUAAGAUAAAAAUAUAUACACAUAUGCAUGCAUUUAUCACAUCUCUCUACCGUGAGGUAAUGUGAAUUUUUAGAAAAUGGAAUUGCAACUACAAUCAUGUCUAAAAGAACAAUUUACUCCUAGGGAGAGUUUACAAAAGCCACUAAAAGAAUAAGGUAGAUGAAAAUACAAAGGUUCAUCAUUUGGGGUUAUUUUUAUUUUAAAGUUUAUAGUGCUCCUUCUGAAAGAGAAUUAUUUUUAUUACUAUGCUCUUCUGCAGUUGGAGUCAUCUAACAGAAGUGGAUGGAACCUACUUUUCAAUUGCUGGCAAACAGCUUUAAGUGCACUUUGAUUACACUUCUAUUUUUUGUAAAACUUGAAUUUUCUGAGGCCUUUUAUGUACCACUAAGCAAAUAACUUUAACCUUUAAACUGAAUUUACAUCAUUAUU